Molecule: messenger RNA, 3606 nt
Organism: Salvelinus namaycush (lake trout)
Lineage: Eukaryota; Metazoa; Chordata; Actinopteri; Salmoniformes; Salmonidae
Product: nuclear receptor subfamily 4 group A member 1-like
Exons: 7
Coding region: 118-1887 (589 amino acids)
Biological process (GO): regulation of transcription by RNA polymerase II; cellular response to corticotropin-releasing hormone stimulus
Cellular component (GO): transcription regulator complex; nucleus
Molecular function (GO): nuclear receptor activity; nuclear glucocorticoid receptor binding; zinc ion binding
Source: RefSeq, a predicted model, not a curated record
CUGAAGAUUUCAUUCCCUUUCAGAAUUGUAAACAGAGGUUGUAACACACUUGAUAUUUAUCCAUCACUCGGAAUAAAUGAGACGUUGGCUAAGGAAUUGAGGAUUUAUACAGCAGCGAUGCCCUGUGUUCAAACUCAGUAUGGAACUGUGCCCUACGACAACAACUACUACAGCUCUGAGUUCCUGAACCCUGAACUCAGUGCUAAGCUGACCAUGGACAUUGGUGCCGAGCGGGACCAGCUCACCGCCUCCUCCCUCCCCAGCAUCAACACCCUGGUGGGCAGCGGCUAUGUGGGCGAGUUUGACACCUACUCCUGCCAGAUCACCACCUCCGCCUCCACCGCCCCCUCCGGCUACUCAGCCGGCAGCGCCUCCAGCCCUCAGGCUCAGCACUCAGCCUUUAAACUGGACGACAUCCAGGUAUACAGCUGCUACCCGGGCUCCUUCGCCCUCAGCUACCUCGACGAGACGCUGUCCUCCUGCGGCUCCGAUUACUAUGGCAGCCCCGCAUCAGCCGCCCCCUCCCCACCCAACCCGGGCUUCCAGAGCCAGCCUGGCCCAGUCUGGGACUCACCCUUCAGCCCCUACUCCCCAGACCCUGGGUGCUGGGUGGCCGAUAAGUCAAGCCUGGCUCAGCAACCCUCCUUCUUCACCUUCAUCCCCACCACAGAGCAGCACUCCCCCCUGGGGCAGCACCAGGGCCCCCAGCAGGGUGAGGAGGACCCUUUCUUUCAGCCCUCCCAGAGGCAUGCCUCCCAGCUCCAUUAUGCCCCCUUGUCCCUAGACCAGGGGUCCAUGGACAGCCCCGGGCUCAUGGAGAGGCCCAUGUUGUCCCCUAAGACCGGCAGCCCCGGGGCCAACGAGGGUCGCUGUGCGGUGUGUGGGGACAACGCCUCCUGUCAGCACUACGGGGUCCGCACCUGUGAGGGCUGCAAGGGCUUCUUUAAGCGAACUGUACAGAAGAAUGCUAAAUAUGUGUGCCUAGCCAACAAAGACUGUCCAGUAGACAAGCGGCGAAGGAACCGCUGCCAAUUCUGCCGUUUCCAGAAGUGCCUGGGGGUGGGAAUGGUGAAGGAAGUCGUCCGCACAGACAACCUGAAAGGUCGCAGGGGUCGUCUGCCCUCUAAAUCCAAGACAGUGCUAGAGUCAGUGUCCACCACCCCACCCGUCAACAUCAUCGCCUCUCUUGUCAGGGCUCACAUAGACUCCAACCCCGCCAUCGGAAAGCUGGACUACUCCAAGUACCAGGAGACAGUGGCCAGCCUAUCAGAGAAAGAGGAUGCCAAUGACAUCCAGCAGUUCUACGACCUGCUGACAGGCACCAUGGAUGUGAUUCGGAAAUGGGCCGAGACCAUCCCAGAAUUCACCGCCUUCUGCCCGGAAGACCAGGAGCUGCUCCUGGAAUCUGCUUUCGUGGAACUCUUUAUCCUCCGGCUAGCAUACAGGUCGAGUCCUGAGAAAGACAAGCUGGUCUUCUGCAACGGCGUGGUACUUCACCGUAUGCAGUGUGUGCGAGGCUUUGGCGACUGGAUCGACUCCAUCAUGGACUUCUCCCAGAGCCUCCACCGCAUGAACUUGGACGUGUCCUCAUUCGCCUGCCUUGCAGCACUCGUCAUCAUCACAGAUCGCCAUGGCCUUAAAGAGCCCAAACGGGUGGAGGAGUUCCAGAACUGCCUCAUCACCUGUCUGAGGGACCAUGUGACCAGCAGUGGCUCCGAUGCGGGGAGGCCCCAGCCCAACUUCCUGUCCCGACUACUGGGGAAGCUCCCUGAGCUGCGCACCCUCUGCACCCAGGGCCUGCAGCGCAUCUUCUACCUGAAGCUGGAGGACCUGGUUCCCCCACCGCCCAUCGUAGACAAAAUCUUCAUGGAUACCUUACCUUUCUGAAAGGACAGAUAAAAAGAUGAAGAGGAGUGAUUAAGUGAUGAUGUGAGGGGACAAAAAUACGAUAAACUGAGGAGGUGAAUAGGGGGCCGUUGUCCGAGUCCAUUACAUUUGGGACUUCUGAGUGAUGAAUAUGGAUAGGAGGCACCCCCCCUCCACUGAAGUGGCGUGGCCUUGCCCCUUUCCAGUGCACUGACUUAAUGACAAGUGUCUGAUUCUGCCUGUAUUUUUCUCACAUUUAGUUUUAAAAACAAAGACCUGUGGGUGGCAGAAUUGGAUGUCUAUUUUCCAAUCUGUGGAAUUCUCAUGGACAUCAUCCAACAAGAGAGAAGAAGACACAGACACGAGUGGACAUUUCAAGUUUUUGGUCUCUUUUGUAAGUGUGAGUUUGUGGAGUGGCUUUAUCGCUAUGCAAAAUGUUUACGUUUGUUUCUUUGUAGGUUGCAAAAUAUUGGGAGACAGUUGGUGUGUAUGUACAGCUCUGAGGGAAAUAAACUGCAUAUGUUCACACCUGAACACCCACUUAAACCCAAGUUCUCAAAAAUCCUAUGGAGUCUUCACAUCCCAAUAGAUUUAAUUUAAUAGCUGUUCAAAGUUGACGCGUCGAGAGACAAACAGAGUCAAACACUGGGGUCUCCAGUUCACAAGCCUUUCUUAACGACAACUGUUAGGUCUUACAUUUCAAAAGUGAAUAUUUUCACUAAAACUGUUAUAAUAGCCAUUUGUAGUCCUGAUACCACACCUUUACAAGGUAUUGGACCAAAGGGAAGCUUUCCAUCUGUCUGCCUGCGGUGAUAGCUGGCUAUUGUUGUGACAUUUACAGCUCAUCAACCCCAAAGCCUUAAUGUUUCUAAAAAGGUGCCAUCAUUUUUACUCAAACCACACCAACAUUUCAUGUGGGUUUUAAUGGCAGGAAAAUCAUAUUACUGAAACAAAACAGUUAUUUUCCUUAACUCUAAUGUUAUAGCCAUGAGUCCUUAAAAAGAGAAACAUGCCAGCAGAAUUACAAUGUUUGAAAAGUGCCUUUAAAAAAAGUUUCAAAUCAUUAAAUAGUGACGAACUCCUGUGUAUUUAGGUUUUCAUUCCAACCAUCUCACUGCUAUAAAGUCUGUAAAUCUAUAACAUUCAAACAGACUUGGUGAAGUACGAUUGGCUGAAAUGAAAAUGUGCAUACCAAGAGAUACUUGAAAACAGAGGUUAGAAACCCCAUGAUUUGGAAUAGCCUAAGAAUAGUCCAGGGAUAAAAAUCAUAAAUAAAUUUAUUUUUAUGAAUGUGAACGAUUAUAGCAUAGUAUAGUUUCACAGUUUAGCUGUAACAUGGAUCCACUCAAACAUGUGACCCCAUAGCUUUCUAUCCUUAACUGUGUGUAUAUAUAAACCUCUGCUACUGCAAAUGUUGCCUUACACACGCUCCUUCAGGAGGAGUGUGUGCAGUUUUAUUAUAUGUUGUUUUUAUUUUGUUCUUGAAAUGAACUUCAAGUGAUUUCUUAAGUCAUUACAUGGUGAAAUGUGACAAAACCACGAGCAGCUAAGAGCACUUCAGCGUUCUAACACAGUAUAUAGAUUUAUAAAAAUGUUUCCUGCUUCUUUUUCUAUGUUUGUUUGUGACACGUGUGUAUACUUAUAACAUAAAUACUUUAUAUUUGUGAGUUUUCGUAAUGUGGUACAUAUAUAUAUUGAGGAAGAAAAAGUUUAAUAUUAAAAUACAAUUUCAAAAUACAA